This is a messenger RNA of Quercus lobata, 1860 nucleotides long. Its product is annotated as putative disease resistance protein RGA3. NCBI's taxonomy places the organism in Eukaryota, Viridiplantae, Streptophyta, Magnoliopsida, Fagales, Fagaceae. Gene Ontology annotation, molecular function: ADP binding. Bases 1 to 1860 code for a protein of 619 amino acids. The record is from RefSeq and is a predicted model, not a curated record. The transcript has a single exon.
AUGUGGGUUUGUGUUUCUGAACCUUUCAAUGAUGUUAGGGUUGCCAAAGCAAUCAUUCAAGAAGUUGGAGGUCUUUCCCCCGACAACAAUACUGAAUUGGAAACUCUACUAAAAAGUAUUUGUAAUUUGAUCAAGGGAAAGAAGUUCUUUCUUGUCUUAGAUGAUGUAUGGACUGAAGACUACAUAAUUUGGGAGCCAUUUAAACUAGCACUCCAAUAUGGUGCCCAAGGUAGUAGAAUUCUAGUGACUACACGUAAAGAAAGAGUUGCAGAAAUAAUGGGGAGUGCCUACAGGAUCAAUUUGGAGGCACUGUCUGAUGAAGAUUGCUGGCUGAUAUUCAAUAAAAUUGCAUUUUUGGAGAAGAGUCUACAGCAAUGUAAGCAACUAGAAGACCUUGGCAGAGAACUAGCAAAGAAAUGCAAAGGCUUGCCACUUGCUGCAAGGACUUUAGGGAGUCUUAUGCGCUUCAAGAAAAGUAAAGAACAAUGGAAAAAUGUUUUAGAUAGUAGUUUGUGGAAAUUAGAAGAUGUUGAAAAAGGACUUUUUGCACCUUUGUUAUUGAGUUAUUAUGAAUUACCCUUCACAAUGAAACGAUGUUUCUCAUAUUGUGCCAUCUUUCCUAAAGAUUAUGUGAUUUAUACAAAUGAUCUGGUCAAACUGUGGACGGCACAAGGAUAUCUCGACUUAGAAGAAAAUAUGGACAUGGAAUUGGAAAUUAUAGGAGAAGAGUACUUUGAAAACUUGGCCAUGCGUUCUUUCUUCCAAGAUUUUGAAAAAGAUGAGCGUAAUGAUAUGAUAAGAAGUUGCAAAAUGCAUGAUAUAGUGCAUGUCUUUGCUCAAUUAAUAAUGAAAAAUGAAUGCUUUUCAAUUGAAGUCAAUGGUGAUAAAGAGUUUGGGAUAGACUCUUUCCACAAAAGUACUCGCCAUUUGUCAAUAACACCUAGAGGAGAAACACAAUUUCCUGUGGCAGUGUACACGGCAAAAAAUUUACGCACUCUCUUACCUUUGAAGACUUCAUUCUCAAACAUUAACCAUGUCCUGCCUGAUUUACUACAACAUUUGACAUGUUUACGUGCAUUAAAUCUGAGUUGUAGUUCUAUUGAGAAACUUCCGGAUGGGGUGGAAAAAUUAAUACAUUUAAGAUUCAUUGACAUAUCUUAUAACAGUAAAUUGAAGGUAUUGCCUGAAUCAAUAUAUAAUUUGUGUAAUUUACAAACUUUGAAUGUUAGUAGAUGUCAUGGCAUUGAGAAACUGCCUCAAGGGAUGAGUAAACUAAUUAAGUUAAGACAUCUUGUUCUUCAUGGGAUUAAUUUUACCAAGCCAUUUCCAACGGGUAUUGGGAAAUUGAGUUCUCUUAGAACAUUGGAGCAAUUCGUUGUAAGUGGUAGGGGUGAUAUUGGAGGAUGUAAACUAGAAGAAUUGAAACUUUUGAACUACCUUCAAGGAGCUCUUGUGAUAAAAGGGUUGGGAAAUGUGAUAGAUGUGGUUGAGGCUGAGAAUGCACAUCUCAAAGAGAAAAUACACCUUUGUCGUGUGCGUUUAAAUUUUGAUGGGACCAGUGAAGAGAGUAGAAGAAUGGAGAAUAAUGUACUAAUUCUCAAUGUCUUAGAGCCACAUCCAAACUUGGAGCAUUUACAAAUCUAUUGGUAUGAAGGCAGCACAAUGUUUCCCAAUUGGAUUAUGUCCUUAACCAAACUGAAAAAGCUUGAAAUCAUAGAUUGCAAAAAUUUCAAUUCUAUACCUCCUUUGGGGAAGCUUCCAUUCCUUGAAUCAUUAGAAAUACGAAAUGCAGAUAGUGUGAAAAAGGUGGGAGUUGAAUUUUUGGGAAUAGAAUUUAAAGACAAAAAUACAAGGGAUUAA